AUGUUAAAGCUUGGUACAGCCAACAUCAAUAGGCAAGCAAAGAUACAAGAAGUUGGCUUUACUAAGGAUGGAAAAAUUACAGCUCUUGAAUGUGACCUUUACAACAAUGCUGGACAUAGCUUGGAUCUCUCAGGUGCUGUAAUGGACAGAGCUUUAUUCCACAGUGAUGCCAGCUAUAAGAUUCCUAACAUCAGAGUGUCUGGACACCUCUGUAAAACUAACAUUCCUUCCAAUACAGCAUUCCGGGGAUUUGGUGGACCACAAGGCAUGUUUAUAACAGAAACCUGGAUAGAGCAGAUUGCCUCAACUUUAGGCAUUUCAGCAAAACAGGUCAGGGAAAUCAACAUGUACAAUGAAGGGGAGACAACCCACUUUAACCAGGCUCUCCGUCAGUGUAACAUCAAACGCUGCUGGAGCGAGUGUCUGGAGAGAAGUGAUUACUGUAAUAGGAAGAAGGACAUUGAUAUAUUUAACAGUGAAAACCGAUGGAAAAAGAGGGGAAUAUCCAUUAUCCCAACAAAGUUUGGAAUCUCAUACACUGCAUUGUUUCUUAACCAGGCUGGAGCUUUGGUCAUCAUCUACAAGGACGGGUCAGUCCUGAUCACACAUGGAGGUACAGAAAUGGGACAAGGACUUCACACCAAAAUGAUCCAGGUUGCUGCCAGGACAUUAAGAAUUCCUGCCUCUAAGAUACACAUUAGUGAGACGAGUACUAACACAGUCCCCAAUACGUCGGCUACUGCAGCCAGUGCCAGCUCAGAUCUGAACGGAAUGGCCAUCCAGAAUGCAUGUCAAAUUUUGCUAGAGAGACUGGAACCGUAUAUAAAUGCAAACCCCAAAGGAUCAUGGGAAGACUGGGUAAAUGCAGCAUAUUUUGACAGAACAAGUCUAUCCACAACAGGAUUCUACAAGUAA
Molecule: messenger RNA, 915 nt
Organism: Saccostrea cuccullata (small rock oyster)
Lineage: Eukaryota; Metazoa; Mollusca; Bivalvia; Ostreida; Ostreidae
Product: xanthine dehydrogenase/oxidase-like
Exons: 9
Coding region: 1-915 (304 amino acids)
Molecular function (GO): oxidoreductase activity; iron ion binding
Source: RefSeq, a predicted model, not a curated record